Messenger RNA from Lodderomyces orthopsilosis Co 90-125, 1464 nucleotides. RefSeq names its product MFS transporter. Gene Ontology annotation, molecular function: transmembrane transporter activity. Bases 1 to 1464 code for a protein of 487 amino acids. Lineage: Eukaryota; Fungi; Ascomycota; Pichiomycetes; Serinales; Debaryomycetaceae. The transcript has a single exon. The record is from RefSeq and is a predicted model, not a curated record. Gene Ontology annotation, biological process: transmembrane transport.
AUGGAAGAACUAAAGAAAGAUAAAAUUGAUGAUAUAGGGGCCCCAAUUUCAGUAAAACUGAAGUCGCACUACCCAUAUACUAUUUUUCAUAGAAGUGAAAAAGCUCAACUAAUAUUCAUUUUGAGUCUUGUUGGAUUUUGGAGUACAAUAAGCUCGCCAAUUUACUUUCCUGCAUUACCCACCUUGACAAAAUACUUUGAUACUACAGAGGAUGUCAUGAAUGUGUCUGUUGUCUGCUAUCUACUACUGCAAGGUGUUACCCCAACAAUUUCAUCUAACCUUGCAGAUACAUUUGGAAGAAGACCAGUGAUUUUGGUUAGUAUUCUUGUGUUUGUAAUUGCAUGUGUAGCAAUUUCGCAGACAAAUGUAUACUGGUUAUUAGCUGUGCUAAGAUGUAUACAAGCCGCUGGUAUUGCACCAGUAAUUGCAAUCAGUUCUGGAGUGUCUAGUGAUGUUUGUACUCCAGAAGAAAGAGGCAGUAUGGUUGGAACUGUGGCGGGGUUACAAUUUUGUGGCAACGGAAUAGGCGGGUUAGUUGGAGCUGCAUUAAUCAGUGGGUUUGGGACAUGGAGGUCAAUAUUUGCCUUCCUAGCCAUUGGCGGAGGUGUAACUUUUGUAUUGGCAUUCUUCAUUCUUGCUGAGACAUCAAGACGCAUUGUUGGCAAUGGAACAGUUAUGCCCAGCCUUCUUAUCCAUAGGUGUCCAUCGAUAUACCUUCCUUCGUUCCAGAAAAAGCUAACCAAUGAUUAUGUUACUAUAGAGCCUGCCAAACCAUUUGAUAUAAUGGGUCCAUUUCGCAUCUUUUUCCAGAAAGAAGUUAUCUUGACUCUUCUACAUUCUGGUAUACAUUUUGCUGCUUGGUCUAUGGUCUUGACUUCGUUGUCGACAGAAUUAGAAUCGGCAAGGUAUAAUUACAGUGUCAUGCAUGUGGGUUUAAUCUACCUUCCACAAGGGCUCGCUUGCCUCAUAGGUUCUAUUGCGAUUGGAAAAGUUAUGAAUUGGUAUUAUAGAAAGAGAAUGGCUUCAUUUGAUAGAAAAGUUGAGAAUCUACCAUUAGAUGAAAGACCUGAAUUCAAUCAAGUCACAACAAGACUCACCUUGUGUGUGAUUCCGGCAGCAACAAUGAUUAUUGGAUUGAUUAUUUUUGGAUGGUGCGUUCAAUAUCGCCAACACAUUGUCUCCAUAAUAAUAUCAACUAUUUUAAUCGCUUUUUCAUCUGCUGUUUUAUUAUCAAUUUGCACAACUAUGCUAGUCGAUCUCCAUCCUGAACAAGGCUGUGCAUCAGCCAGCUGCUUGAAUUUGAUGAGAUGCUGGCUUGCCGCUUUGGGAGUUGGGGUCUUGGACAAGAUGGUUAAAGCGAUGGGCUUAGGAGGCACUUACACUUUAGUGGCUGGGUUGUGUUUCGUUGGUGAUCUAUGCUUGGUAUAUGUGUUAUUCAUUGUUAAGAAUAGAGAUCAACAUUAA